GUUUCCUUUGAUCAAAAGAAUCUUCCAGGAAAGUUCCUAGAUGGUAACCAAAUUCAUGCUUUAUAUAAGAACGAUUUUUAUUAAUGGGAUAAUUCACUGCAAAGUAGAAAGCUAAUUAAUUAAGCUGAUCAAUGCAGGUGCUUGAUUCAUCAAUAGAACAAGAGUGAAAAAUGUCUUACAAAAUGGAAAUUGAAGAAGUUUGUGAAUCACAAGCACUUCCAUUGCUCUCAUUGAAUCAUGUCUCACUUUGUUGUAGAUCAGUUUGGGAGUCUAUGAAAUUUUAUGAAGAUGUUUUGGGCUUUGUUCCCAUUAAACGACCAUCUUCUUUCAAAUUUACUGGAGCAUGGUUUUAUAAUUAUGGUAUUGGAAUACAUUUAAUUCAGAAUCCAGAGAUUGAUGAAUUUGAUACCUACAUAAAUGAAUCAAGGCCUAUUAAUCCCAAGGAUAACCAUAUCUCAUUCCAGUGUACGGACGUUGAACUUGUUAAGAAGAGAUUGGAAGAAAAGGGGAUGAGAUAUGUUACAGCAUUGGUAGAGGAUGAAGGAAUCAAAGUGGACCAAGUUUUUUUCCAUGACCCUGAUGGCUACAUGAUUGAGCUAUGCAACUGUGAGAAUAUCCCAAUCAUUCCUAUUUCUUCAUGCUCUGCCUCUUUCAAACCUAGAAGCCAUAGUUUUAAGAGAUCUACUUCCAAUUCCAAGUGUGGAUUCAUGGAGAAUGUUAUGAUGCAAAGCUUGAGCAUGCACAUGAUGGACUUUGCCUUUUAAUUUGACAAAAGUCAAGAACAUUAAGCCUAUGUUUGGUAUUAGGUGACUACGCCAGAAUUAUGGUGAUCCAUCGUGAAAUUUUUAAAAAAUUAUGAUGGAUCAUCGUAAUUCAGACGUAUUUGCGUGAUGUCGAACAUAGACUAAUUCCACUUACUUUUUUUGGUUACUAUUAGAUAGGAAAAGUUAUUAUCAGUGUCUAGUGCAAAUGGUUGGUCAACAAAUUUUGUAAGUGUUGUAAAUUAUGAGGUAUUGAAUUUUAUUUCUAAUUAUUAAAAAAAAAAUAAGAUAAUAAAAUUGUGUUAAUCAAAAUGGAACAAAAUAUAUGAUAGGUUGGAGGGCAAUUAAGAAUGUAAGAUUGUUAUUGAUAAAUGUUUAGAUGUAUCCAAAAGUUGUUGGUCUUGAUUUAAUUGUAAGGGAAGAGUGUGGUCCAAAGAAAAUUUGUAUUGUACAUGUAUUUGUAUUUGUACUAUGUGGUGUUUAAAAUAAUAAGAAAUUGUGAGAUAUUUCUAUUUGUA
Messenger RNA from Trifolium pratense (red clover), 1279 nucleotides. Its product is annotated as glyoxylase I 4-like. NCBI's taxonomy places the organism in Eukaryota, Viridiplantae, Streptophyta, Magnoliopsida, Fabales, Fabaceae. The coding region runs from base 171 to 764 and encodes 197 amino acids. The transcript has 3 exons. The record is from RefSeq and is a predicted model, not a curated record.